AUGGAAUCACGGCCAGAGCUGGAACCAAUUGAUCUCCCAGAUGUCCCCGACGAUGGCUGUGUUGCGCUCGCUUUCGCAAUCCCAAAGUUUAUCAACAGAUGGUCUGGUGUUAUCCGUGAGAUUGGUCUUGACUCGACUUUCAAAACAACGCGCUCAGGGUAUGAGUGCUAUGCCCUCCUUGGGGAGGUAUCGGGCUCUGGCGUACCAUUGGGCUUCCUGUUGCUCAAGUCAACAAGUCCUGAUCCAGGAGCAAAAGAGCGGUAUCUGCGCGCCUUCAUCCGCCACUUUUUCGAGCGACAUCGUCUUCGCGUUCAUCAGUGUCUGACCGACAAAGACAUUACCGAGAUCAAUGCGUUGCUGGCUGAGCUCCCGAAGGACACCAAAUAUCAAGUCUGCUUUUGGCACGCUAUCCGAAUCGUAAAAGGGCGCUUAUGUGUUCUGGCCCGCCGGCCCGCAUUUUAUGACGCCGAGGAAGCAUUUCGCGAGUUUGACUGGAUCGACCGCGGGUUUCUUCCGAUUGCGCAAAUGGACCCAAAGCUUCGCACACCGGAAAAUCUUCAAGUUGCUCAGUCUGUUCUCCCGAUCUUCAAGGUCCAUUUCAACGGGCAAACUGUUGUCGCCCCCUCGCGGCCAAAGAUUGUGAUCAAUCUUAAUGGACUUGCAAAAUCGGCAGCCCCAGUGGACCCUGAGCGCGAGUCCAACGGGCCUUCCGCCCUCCAGCGUGUCUUGGAUUCCUUUGACGAGGAUGACCCCGACAGCCUGGACGUCGAUAUUGAUGACCGCGACGGCAUCGAUCGUUUUGACGGUCCGGCAACUUGGUUUGAGCCGGGGGAAACAGCGUUUGCAGAAGACAAGUCCUAUGUCUUCUGUGGUGCGCCGCAUCGCAAGCAGGUGCUCCACAUGUUCAUCCGGCACUUUUGCGAGCACCCGUUGCUCCCCGAUCGGCGUGGAAAAACUCGGACCGCGGCGAAGAUACGCGAGGAUGCUGUACAUGAGAUGUACACCUUCUGUAAGCAACGGGGCUUGCGCGAGUUGUGGGCAUAUAUGUGGGGUGCAUGGUAUUGUCCCGCAAAGUACAAGCUCUGGGCGCGAUCGACACAGCCUAAUUUCAUUGGUCACUGGCGAACAACGAUGGCUGUCGAAAAUUUCUGGCGCAAUCUCAAGCACGGAAUCCUCCAUCACCUCCUCCAUCCACGUCUCGACCAACUCGUUUUCCUUAUCACAACCAAUGUCAUUCCCACAACAGAGGCAAAGAUGCAACUCUUUGACCCCAAUCAUCUCCGUGGUCGUGUCAAGCCACUGACGCCAUUUCAGAAGGCUUACAAAAAGAACUUCAAGAUGCUGUCAAAACGUACGCUGGGCACUCAGGCCUACGACACCAACAUCGAGCGCUGGCAUCUGGUGCAGGCAGUCCAGCCUCCACACGGCAACUUCUUCCGUCAGGUUGUGCGCCGUCGGGUCAUUCCAUUCUACCGCCAUCCACUGCUCAUAGCCAAGGACGGAUCAUUCAGCAUCGAUACUGAUGAUCUGGAACCCGGCAGUAUCACGGAUGGCGAUCUUCCUGCUGAGCCACUGGCAGCGGCCACUCGCGGAAUCAAACGCAAACGUCGCCCAUCUCCGUCUCGCGCUCAGCCGUCUUGCGUGUCAGCCUCUGAUGAGGUCAUGGAGGAGAACGCGGUGACGGAUCUGCUGACUGCCAGUGUGUCCUCUCGUUCAUCCUCCCCUGUUGCAGAAGAUGAAUAUGAUGAUGAAACAGCAGAGGCCGUUGACUGGGUACACGAGCGCAUUGCAACACUGGAAUCUGCCAUCGAAGUCAUGCGAGAGCGAGCUGCCCAUCCUGGGCAAGCCAAAGUCUGGCUCCGGUCAGUCAAGCGCCAAAACAUCGGGGCCGAUGUUGCCCGGAUGGUCGCCGACGUUCGACACUCGACAUCAACUGGUCAUCGACGACCUUCUACAUGGGGACGUGGGAAAGCUGCAAAAUAUACAGCAAAUACGAUGGGAUGUGACAUCUAA
Mycena indigotica is the source of this 2013-nucleotide messenger RNA. RefSeq names its product SWIM-type domain-containing protein. Lineage: Eukaryota; Fungi; Basidiomycota; Agaricomycetes; Agaricales; Mycenaceae. Bases 1 to 2013 code for a protein of 670 amino acids. The record is from RefSeq and is a predicted model, not a curated record. The transcript has 5 exons.